This is a messenger RNA of Purpureocillium lilacinum, 4323 nucleotides long. RefSeq lists its product as uncharacterized. Gene Ontology annotation, cellular component: nucleus; transcription export complex 2; cytoplasm. Gene Ontology annotation, biological process: mRNA export from nucleus. NCBI's taxonomy places the organism in Eukaryota, Fungi, Ascomycota, Sordariomycetes, Hypocreales, Ophiocordycipitaceae. The record is from RefSeq and is a predicted model, not a curated record.
AUGUUUUCGACACGCUCCGCGUCGGCCGCAGGUGGCUUCGGCAGUCGGGCAUUCGGCCAGGCCAACGCGCUCGGCGGCGAUGGCGCGAGCGAUAGCUCCUCGAAGAAGGACAAGCGGAAGAACCAAAACGACGGCAAGCGCGCCUUCAACCCCUUCAGCCAGAAUGCCGGCAACGCGAAGCACGGCAGGGGGGAGAAGAGGGGUGGCAAGCAGACAACGCGGCGCAACGGGCGAACGACAGACGACAUGAACGACGGCAAUGAGCUCACACGAUCCUCCGUAUCGGAUGGCCUGUCGAGCGCGCCGGGCUCCGAACCCGAAUCCAACGACCCGUUUGCGAAGCGGAUAUACCGACAGCUGCACAAGGACGGCAUCAGCCCGCCGCCAUGGCCGUCAAACCCCGGUAGCGACACCAGCAAACCCGCAAUGGCAAGGUUCCGAGAGCAGCACGAGGACUACCGCCAGCGAGUCCGCCGUUCGCUGACCAAGGCCGGCUUGAUCGACGAUCCCAACAAGCGCAAGAAACUGAGCGAAGCCAUCAGCUUCAAGGGCAUCUGCGAAGACAUGUGCCCCGAGUACGAAAAGAUUCAGCGCAUCACAGAAUCCGACGUGGUCAAGGCGGAGAAGACUGGCGGCGUUGCAGAUCUUUCGCACAUGGUCAAGAAGCUCGCUCGCUCUGCCGCUGGACAGGAGGCGCCGUUGCCCAUGGACGUGCGCUCGACGCGGGCUCUCGGCUUGUCGCUCGACUACAUGUUCGGCACCUUGCUUCGCGAGGACGAAAACCUUCGACACCUGCAUGGAUUCGUCUGGGACCGCACUCGCGCUAUCAGACGAGACUUUGCGUUUUUCUCGACCAUGAAUGAAUCCGAGCUCAAGACCCAGAUCUAUGUGCUCGAGAACAUUGCUCGAUUCCACGUCACAUCACUGCAUCUUCUCCCGCAAUUCGUCUCGCCUGGCGACAGGAUUGAAGACCUCUUUUCCGAACACCAGGAGCUCGAGCAGCUCGGCAAGACGCUCUUGUCUCUGAGAGACAUAUACGACGACUGCAGGACACAAGACAUUGUAUGCGAGAACGAGGCCGAGUUCCGCGCCUACUACCUGCUCUUCCACGGCCGCGACCCUGGAAUAGUCGAAGCAUUGCAAAUGCAAUGGGAUCCUCGCUUCUGGAACGAUUCAGAGGAAGUUAGAAUCGCCCUGUCUCUCGUGGAAGCGAUGCACAAUAACCAGGACUUUGUCGGCUCUGCCAAGCACAAGGAAGACGGCCCGCUCCUGGCAUGCACGAGUGCGUACACGACAUUCUUCGACAUUGUCGAGGCCGUCUCGACCUCUUACACCAUGGCUUGCUUCGCCGAGUGCCAUUUCCCCUACGUCCGUCGAGCCAUACUGCAGGCCGUCAAGCGGGCACUGACGAGGCCCAAAAAUCCGGUCGAGGACGUUACCGCCGAAGCGCUCAACGAAUUCCUUCGCUACGAUACCGUUGAGCAAGCGAUUGAGUUUGCCGAGCUUCAUGGCUUCUCCUUCACACCUAACCGCGAGGAUCCGGCCAACGUCAGCAGGUACGGGCUCGUGCUCAGGGACAGGUCCUUGGUCCCUUAUCCCAAGGUCGAUCACCAGUUCUCUCGCAGGCUGGUUGAGAAGAAGAGGGGAAACGCCACGCUGCCGCAGAUCCUCCGCCGAACAAUAUACGACCGAGUUAGUUCCUCGGCGUACUUGCCCAACGGAGGCCGAGAGGAAAGCCUCUUUGUGCAAGAUGAGCCUCAGCAGGACCUUGCGUCUCCAAGCGUCGUUGCGGCAGACUCAGGGACAGCGACGAAGCAGGCGUCGUUUGGGGCAUUCGGCGGCACACCUCAACCGAAAACACCAAAAACACAGGGCGGAUUCGUUGUAGAGCCAGACUCGGAGUCGGAUACUGAGGCGCCACGAAACGCUUUUCAAGGAGCUGCGGGCAUGGCCACGAAGCCUGGGUCACUGUUUAACGCCAAAGGACAGUUCGGGGCGCCAACGAAUGGAAAAGCCAAUCUUUUUGACUCGGCCACCACCGCUGCUGCCAGUCAGGGAGAGAAUGCAGCGCAGGUCAAGCCGAAUCCCUUUGCUCCCUCUAGCGCAGUUGUGGAGAACAAGGCAGAGGCCAAGCCGAAUCCCUUUGCUUCUGCUUCCGUCUUUGGCAACAAAACGGAGAGCCCGGCGCCGGCGAAGCUAAAUCCAUUUGCUGGAGCCUUCCAGCCUGGCAAUAACGCGUCGGCUCCUGUCGCAAGCCCAUUUGGCGCUUCGCAGCCAUCGUUUGGACAACCGCCGCCGUCCAAUGCCAGCAAUGGACCGGCCAGCACUGGUGGUGCCAUAUCGAACCCCCUGGCCUCGACAAAGCCAAGCCCUUUUGCAGCAGCUUCGCCAACAUUCGGAGGCUCAACGACACCCGGCGCAGCGCGGCAAACUACCUCUACUAGUCCAGCCCUAUUCGCUCCAUCAGCAACAACGAAUAAAACUCCCUCGCCAUUCACCGCUCCAGUGGCCACAACCUCGAUCCUUGGCGGAACAACUGGCAAGGCCCCUCAGGGGGGUGCAGCAGCAAGCGGCAGCCUUUUUGGACCUCCUCCUUCAUCAUCCCCAGCGCCGAAUGCCACUUCCACACCAGUGACGUUGGGCAUCGCAUCAUCUCCUUCAUCAUCUGGGCUUCUAGAUGCGGGCAAGCCACAGCUCAGCGGCCAGACCGGAACCCCGACUUCGCUUCCCCCGCAGAUCAGCUCCUCGUCUAAAGGUUCGUUGCUAAGCGCAAUCUCGCAAUCGACAGCAACCAGUCAAGAUCAGCCGUCUUCUACCAGCGUUCUGGGGAUGCUCGGGCAGCCAAAGCAGCCCGUAUCUACGGACACCCCCAGCGUUGGCUUGCCAAAGUCGGCCAGCACUUUCACAACCAUCGGACAGUCGCCGCUGCCCAAGCCUGCGGCGGAAGAAGCAUCCACCGCGUCGCCCUCGCUUAGUACUAAAGCCGCGGAACCACCAAUGGAGCCGCCUGGUCCUCCACGGGAUCUGCUUGGCGACUUCAGCAACUGGUUUGUCAAUGGUGAUAAUGGACUUCUGUCUGACUUUCUGGUUGAGUCAGUGAGAUGGAUCACUAGCGAAGCUUUCAAGCAGUUCACGCAAGAAUCUGAGGAGAGGAAGCGGCGCGAGGAGGAGGAGCGCACUAAUGCUGAAGUCGAAAGGUUCCGGGUAUACAACUUGUCCCUGAAAUUCUUCUAUCGCUGGAAGCGGGCAGCUCGCGAGAAACGGUUGCGCGCGCUGCGUCGAAAGGCGAGAGACGAACAGCGAACCUUCUAUGCGGCUCGCCAAGAGGCUGAGCGAAAGGAGCGAGAGGAUUCUCGGCGCGCGUCGGAACGACGUGAUGCGGAACAAGAGGCCGCAGGACAUUCCAAGGAGUUUCUCAGUUUGAUGAAGAGCAGGCGAGCGGCCCAACGGGAUGCUACGGAGUCGCUCCUGGCCAGCGGAAUACUGUCUGGCCUUGGCCAGGAACGACAAAUGGCACGAGCCAUCGUCAACGAUGAGCUAAGAUCGUCGAACGGCUCGCAGUCGUCGAGGCGGCCGUCAUUCAGCUCGUCGGUCGGUCCCUCCAGAAAGGAAGGGUCCAAGACGCAAGCACUGCGACGCAAGUACUUUGAUCAACCCGACAAGUUCAGGAGGUCGUUGCCCUCAUUGUCGUCGGAGGACCGUGGCAGCCCUGGAGUCACGAAGCGCAGCAGCAACGCGUCUUCGCGCUGGAGGCUCAAGGCCAUGGGCAUCGUCCCGCUGGAUGACGGCACGGCCGUUCCGGAGUCUCUUGCGAGAGAAAUGGCAGCAUCUGGCUCGCUUCGCUACUCGAGAUCGGUGUCUCCAUGGCGACGGCGGCGACUGUCCGCCACGGACGCGAUCCAAGCGGAGAUGCAGCGCCUCCCACCCACGUCGCACGGGGGCGAUGGCAGCAGCCCGGUCAACAAUCUCACGCUGAACAGUAAGAGGAAACGAGACGACGCAAACACAUCGGAGCUAGAUCUUAUCGACGGCAGCUCCAACAAGCGCGUCAUGAGCGAUUCGGACAGGCCGGGACUGGAAUCGGCGGUCGAGACAUCACCGGCAAACAAGCGGAAGCGAGCAGUGGACGAUGAUGUACACAGCCCUGUGGCCGAUGGCGGCGCGCAGAAACGAAUCAUCAGCGACGCAGAAAGGGUCACAAUGGAGCUCCAGGCCCUACGGGCAGAGAUGGAAGAAGGGACGGAGUGGUACAAGAGCCAGAUCGAACGAUUUCGAAGCGAAUCUGAAGCCGGGGGGACGUCCUGGUUUGACGAAAGCAUAUAG